AUGUGUUGUGUUGUGCCUCACGUCAUAGAGUUAACAAAUCUAACAAACAAUUCAGUCAUCAAUCACGAAUUUCUUCUCAUCAAAGGCAAAUUAAGUAAGACAUGUUCCCCCGACAAACAAAUCCAAUUGAAAUCAUCUCGCAAUGGUCAUCAUAAGUUAGUAAGUCAGGAAUCUAGAGUUUCUGUGGCAAAUGGUGAAUUUAAAAUACUCUAUCGCUUUCAAGCGUGUGGUGAGGCAACGGGAGCAAUGAAGGUGACAGAGGAAUUCAUUGUUUCCUAUUGCAGUGCGUCUAUUAAAUUCAAAUGCCAUUACCGACCACAAGAGAAUCCCUACAAAAUCCAGCCAUUCUAUAUUAUUUGUAAGGGUCAUGAUGGUUCAUUUAACUCGACGACCGCGGAGAGUUCUGGUAGGAGGGUCGGUGGCGGUGGCGGUAGCUUUGGUGGUGGUGGGGGUGUUGGUAGUGGUAAUGGUAGUGGCAGUGCAUCGGAAGCUUGUGCAAUUAUUGAUUUAAAUAUGAAAUUGCUGCAAUGCUUGUAUGCGGAAAAGUUGAACGAGUCGGGUUUUGGGAGGCGAACGUUUGUCCUGAAAUCACGGUGUCAGAUAUUUAAAAGUAAUUUAGACGUUGAGGAGGCCCUCAAGUUAUCCCAGGAGGAAUUGUGGAAUAAAUUCGCAUAUGAGAUUAUAAAUUCUGAGCACGGAAAUGAUCCAAAAGUAAAGUUCGUCGCGUUCAUCGGUUGCACCAAAUACGAACCCAUAACCGAUGGGGACUUCUCCUACGAAAACAUUAAGCGACACAUAAAAGGCAAUGCUGCUCUGGGUGGUGGAGGUUUGGCCCUUUUUGGUUCGGGGUUCUUCUACUCGUGGCCCAGUAAGUUCGAAGACAUAAUCGAUUGCUUUGAGAACAACGAAAAAGUUGAUUUGGAACGAUUUGCUGACGAUAGCAACUACAGACGAACCUACUCUGGUGUCUAUGCGACAAGCUUAGGAGCUGUGUGUCAUGAAAUUGGGCACAUUUUCGAUCUUGGCCAUACCAACGAUGGUGUGAUGGGCAAUGGUUUCGACUACCUUAAUCGAGUUUUCACAAUCGACAAGUUAACCGAGAGUUUGCCCGAUAGAAUAAUUGGACCUCAAACACAGCCGACGGAUGUGCCAUCUGUGAGAUUCACCAAAAUCAAAAGAGACCAAAAUCGCUUCCUGGAAAAGUAUCACGAGCAGAAAAGCGGUGGUGACUCGUUUUUCUUCACCCGAAAUUGUGCCAUCAUAUUGGCCUACAACCGCUGGUUGAGAAAUGAUUGCAAGGACGACAUGAAAAACGCUCGCAUAACUCAGGAAAAAGAUAAUCUCUUGGUUAUGGCAAGUAGUCCUUUAAAGUUAAUAGAAAUUCGCUGCACAGCCGAUAGCCUUGUUAGCGAUUAUUUUGAAUUUGCCAAAGAAAAAUUCACGUAUGAAUUUGCUCUUCCAAAGGACAUUGAUUACACAAAGCAUCAUGUGUUUGCCAUUUGUAUUGAUGGCACAACUAAACGUUUAGAUUUUGAUUCUUAAGCCAAAGA
Molecule: messenger RNA, 1550 nt
Organism: Eupeodes corollae
Lineage: Eukaryota; Metazoa; Arthropoda; Insecta; Diptera; Syrphidae
Exons: 1
Coding region: 1-1542 (513 amino acids)
Source: RefSeq, a predicted model, not a curated record